Hydra vulgaris (swiftwater hydra) is the source of this 849-nucleotide messenger RNA. The record is from RefSeq and is a predicted model, not a curated record. NCBI's taxonomy places the organism in Eukaryota, Metazoa, Cnidaria, Hydrozoa, Anthoathecata, Hydridae.
AUGAAAAACAUUAUUGAAAAGCGUAAUUACUCCAUUAAUGAAAUGAGUGAUGAUAUUGAGUCUCAAGUGUGCCUUAAACUUCAAGAAACGGAGUUUCUUGUAUUCAGUAUUCAGUAUUCUGUAAUACUGUAUCUAGUAUUCAACUAUUUGAAUAUAAAAGACAUACCGAUUGCAAAUAUGAUUUCCUGUAACACAGAUAGAGCUCCAAAUAUGAUAGGUUGUCACAAAGGACUUGUGAGUUGUAUUAAAGAAGAAAUACCGAAUCUAUUUGCAAUACACUGUGUUUGUCAUAGGCAGCAUCUUUGUGCUAAAAAUCUCAGUGGAAGAUUAUCAGACAGUCCUAGUUUGGUUAUACGUGUGGUAAACAAGAUAAAAGCUCGUACACUGAAUACAAGGUUGUUCAGACAGUUAUGUAAUGAAAACGAUGAACAAUUUGAAAGACUGCUUUUGCAUACAGAGUUUCAAUGGCUGUCAAAAGGGUCAUGUCUUAAAAUAUUUUUCAGUCUGUAUGAUACAAUUGUUCCGUUUAUACUUUCUGUAUGUGAAAAUGAUUUGACAAAUGAUAUUGAAAAAAAAUUAAAUCUGAAGCUACGAGAUCCAAAUUUCAACUUAAUUGAAGCAAAGUCAGCAGUGUUGAUAUUUAUGAAAAAGCUAGUAGUAAUCAAACAAAACAUAGGGCGAGGCGAAUACAAUCAUUUUCUAAAUAUGGAGUCCAGAGCAAUGGCACAACAUUUUAGUGACAGUGAAUUACACAUUUAUUGCAUUCAUUUAGACACACUCAAAAAAGGCUUUGAAUGCAGAUUUAAAGAUUUGGUAGAAUUGGUUUCAGAAUUCCAUUUCUUUGUUUAG